AUACGAUGCUCGUGGCUACUGCAAUGCGUGCACAGUGGUUGCUGGAAUAGCCGGUUUUCAACUGUUCUCUGUGUAGACAUCAUCCUUUGAUCUUCAGCGACUGAACACUCGAGGACCAUGAAGAGCAAUUCGAGUCUUUACUCGAGAAUAAUCACGACGACAUUCUAUUUGCACGCUGUUCUCCUACUUCUCCUUCCAUCGAGGACCGCUGGGUUGGAAGAGAACUGCACGGACUUCCAGGGGGCGAUCGUUCGACAUGGUCUCCUCUAUGUGCCAGGGCCUGCGGUUUGCAGUCUCUGCGUUUGCUAUCAUUCGGAGCCGAUGUGGUGUAAGGCGAUCUUCUGCACGCCGCCCUACAGAUGUAAGAAUUAA
This is a messenger RNA of Frieseomelitta varia, 372 nucleotides long. RefSeq lists its product as uncharacterized. The coding region runs from base 118 to 372 and encodes 84 amino acids. The record is from RefSeq and is a predicted model, not a curated record. The transcript has 3 exons. Gene Ontology annotation, cellular component: membrane. Lineage: Eukaryota; Metazoa; Arthropoda; Insecta; Hymenoptera; Apidae.